AUGGCUAUGGAAAGUUACAAGGACAAUUUGAUGAGACUCUGUCUCGACAGGGGCGCACUAAUGUACGGCGACUUCACCCUCAACAGCGGCCUCAAAUCGGAUGUCUUCUUCAACUCCGGCGUGCUGAGCGACGCGGAGUCGUUUUCAGCGCUCGUUGAGGUGCAGGUCCAGCUGCUGAUCGACCAGAAGCUCGACUUCGACGUGCUGAUUGGGCUCCCUUACAAGCGGCCUGAGAGCGUGGCGGCGACAGCGGUCCCGCGCAAUGGCAUCUCUAUGGCCGCCGCCAUCGCCAUGAAGUACUGGGAGCGCACCGGGAAGCGCGUCAGCUUCGGCUACCACCGCAAGGAGCCGAAGGACCACGGAGAGGGCUCGCUGUUCGUCGGCGCCCCCAGCGCCUUCGCGCCCGGCACCAGGGUCGUCGUCAUCGACGACGUGCUGACCACGGGCAAGGCGCUGUUCAAGGGGAUCGACCUCGUCCAGCCGCUGGGAGUCAACGUGGUCGGAGUGGUGGUCAUACUCAACCGCGAACCCACGCAUGGAACUGUUGCGCAGGCGCUCGCCACGCGCGGAAUACCCGUGCUGUGCGAGGCGUUCACGCUCAACGAACUGCGAUCGUACGCGCAGAAGCGCAACUAA
Messenger RNA from Babesia bigemina, 636 nucleotides. Its product is annotated as orotate phosphoribosyltransferase, putative. The transcript is spliced from 4 exons. NCBI's taxonomy places the organism in Eukaryota, Apicomplexa, Aconoidasida, Piroplasmida, Babesiidae. Gene Ontology annotation, biological process: 'de novo' pyrimidine nucleobase biosynthetic process; pyrimidine ribonucleoside biosynthetic process; pyrimidine nucleotide biosynthetic process. The record is from RefSeq and is a predicted model, not a curated record. Bases 1 to 636 code for a protein of 211 amino acids. Gene Ontology annotation, molecular function: orotate phosphoribosyltransferase activity. Gene Ontology annotation, cellular component: cytoplasm.